This is a messenger RNA of Prorocentrum cordatum, 462 nucleotides long. The record is from the annotation of a GenBank genome assembly. Lineage: Eukaryota; Dinophyceae; Prorocentrales; Prorocentraceae.
GCCGAGCCGCCCGAGCCAACCGCGGCCGCCCCCCUGCCGCCGGCUGCCCCCGCGCCGCGGGUUCCGCCGCCAGCAGCGGUGCUCGCCAACAGGCCGACGCCCCUGCGCAGGCGCGGCUCCAUGCGCCGCCACGCCUCCACCCCGGCGAUCGGGCAUUCCGCGGCGCCGCCCCCGCGGGACGAGGCGCUGGAGCAGAAGCCGACGAGCCUCAGGGUCGAGGCGCUGCGCUCGCUGGUGGCGGCGGCCGCGUUGCAGGAGGAGCCCUCCGAGGCGACGCCGGCGGAGCAGCAGCCAGGCUCGGGCAGGCGCUCGGGGCGCGGCCUGGAGAGCUCGGAGGCCCCAGGGCAGGCGGCGGCGCGCCCCUCGUCUGCGCGUCGGGCAAAGUCUGUCGGCGCGCUGGACUGGAAGGUGCUCCGCGACAGGAGCGCCAUCAUCCGGGCGUCAGCCCACGCGGGCUGCUGA